AUGGCGAUCACCGGUGGAAAGUUUGGCGGUAGCGCCCCGGGGCCUGUAAGCCAGGAGGGCGUGCUGACGCAGGGUCUGCAGUACGCAGAGGAUGCAGCGGAGCAUGAGAACAUGAAGGCAGUGCUGAAGAGCAGCUUGCAGGGCUGCAGUGACAGUGGAGCGUCCACCGUGCCAGGCCUACGUACACGCACCAGAGCCAGCAGGCCAGGCCGUGUGGGUCCUUGGGGCUCAUCAGUGAUUGAAGACCCACCUAAUUGCACAGAGACAGACGCUGCAGAUGAGAUCAUGGAGCGCAUCGUCAAGUCAGCCACUCAGGGGCCCAGGACACGGACAGAGCCUCGCGAGAGGAAGAGGUCCAGAGCCAACCGCAAGUCACUGAGAAGAACACUGAAAAACGGUCUGACGCCAGAGGAGGCCAAUGCCUUGGGGUUGUCCAGUGGUUCAGAGAUGGCUGUGUGACAGGAAGAGAAGUAGAGCUGGAUCCGGCAGCACAGCACACACAGACACCUGGGAAACCCUCUUACCGCCCGCCCCGCCCUUCACUGACCCCUGACCUCUAACCCCUGCUCAUCCAGCCAGCCAGUCAACCGCUGCACCAUAGCUUCGCUUGGUCUUUCCCCUGGUUCAGCUUUAUGAUGACUGUAGCUCACCUUCCUGUCUGUGGUUUUUGCAGGGAGCUGUGACACUGUGUUCCACCUGGUUAAGAUGGUAAACAAUGUUCAGGAAGAGACCAUGAGGAAUAUGGUCCUCAUCCAGAAUAAUAGAUGGUUUUCAGUGGAACAGUGGUAUUAGUAUAGGGGCAGUUAAAGGGGUUCAGUGAUCCAGCUGACUCAGCUCCACACACACACACUCAGGUAAAGUUCAGCAUCCAAACCACUACACUAUGCUGCUGUGCCGACUUGAGUGUUUCUUAAUGGUGUUGUUCCAAUCAGUUGUUUCUCCUAACCUUUGAAUAUGAGGCUGAGGCCUUUGAGGAACAGCUCACAUCCCAACUGUAAGUCUUAAUCACUUGAUGAAGCCCACAGUGACCACAUGACUAGUGGUGAAUCUCAGUUGUAUUUUCUUGAUUCCUCGUGUCUUCUAUCCUCACCUGUCUACACAAGGCAUUGGAGGACUAGAACUGAGGUUCGUCCUCCCUAACCUUUUCCUCAAUUGAGAUUCACCCUAUGACUGAAAGAUACAAACUGAGACUUACCUACACAGAAGACAUUUAGCCUCAGGACUUCUAAAGGGAGGGGCAUGCGAGUGCUUGAAUCACUGUGGACUUGUGUCUGAACCAAAAAGGCCUCGGAGUUGAAUAGUAAAGAAGUUAGCAUUGACGCUAAAGAAGUUAGCAUUGAUGCUAAAUAAGUUAACAUUGAUGCUAAAGAAGUUAGCAUUGAUGUUAAAGAAGUUAGCAUUGAUGUUAAAGACGUUAGCAUUGAUGUUAUCUAUCCCCACUUAUGAUGAGCAUGUGUGUUGGGCUUGGUGUCAUACAGUAUUUUUAGUUCGAACAAUUUUUGUUUAUAUAAAAAAAAAAUGUCUGUGUCCACAGGCUGUUUUGUUCUACUAUACUACUGUGGUAGUUUUUGUGGUUUUAAAAUACUUUAAUGCGUGAGAAAAAGGUGCUCAGAGAAGGAAUAUUUGCACUGGAUGUAGAAGUUGGAUGUUUAGAGGAAAGGAAGGGGAAAUCCUUGACACACACUGAUGUACCAAUCAGAUAUCAGAUGAAUGAAAGAAUCCCCCAGACAGAACCAAUAAUGAAACAGUAGCACAACUGAUUAUACACUCUAAUUUUAGAGGAAAAGUGAACAGAUUCCGUUGACUUUUGCAAACUAAAAUGUUUCCAAUUUUG
Oncorhynchus masou masou (cherry salmon) is the source of this 1834-nucleotide messenger RNA. RefSeq names its product FH1/FH2 domain-containing protein 3-like. Gene Ontology annotation, cellular component: cytoplasm; cytoskeleton. Bases 1 to 459 code for a protein of 152 amino acids. NCBI's taxonomy places the organism in Eukaryota, Metazoa, Chordata, Actinopteri, Salmoniformes, Salmonidae. Gene Ontology annotation, molecular function: actin filament binding. The transcript is spliced from 4 exons. Gene Ontology annotation, biological process: cardiac myofibril assembly; cortical actin cytoskeleton organization; sarcomere organization. The record is from RefSeq and is a predicted model, not a curated record.